CCCACGUAUUGAGACUACUUGCGACUUUUUCCAAAGUCGGAUGGAAAGAGUUGGGUUGAGGAGCGUGUAUCACAGAAUAUUGAGGCAUACCGGGAUAGAUCUUGGCGGCUCCUGAAAAUACAUAUUAACGGCGGUUCACAAAACACCAACGAACAAAAUCGGACACGAUAUACGAAUUGGGGUGGUAUUCCAAGCUGUUGCUAUAUCUAGAACAAGACGAUAAAAGAGAGGGAUCAAACGCAAGACUUGAACACGUUACAUCCACGACGCCCUACGUGUUGAACGAUCAGACACCUCAUCGUUCCGUAUUCGUAAUCCCGAAUCUUUGGACAUCAGAUUAUACGCCCCGCAUUAUUCCGGCAUUAUGAGGUCCUUCAUUGCGCUAUCAGCGCUUCUGGUAGUCGCCACAGCACAGACAAGCUCAAUAGACUUCAGCGACUCCUCACAAACCUUCGACAUCGUACCUACAUCAACACCAACACCAUCAUCAAUAGAUGACAUCGAAGUCAAUCCCACAACUAUAGAGGACGUCUCUGGACCAAUAGAGACCAGCGAAGCUUGUGGGCAGAUAGCCCAGCUGGUAUCGGAUGAUUCUUCAGACUUUCCGGCCGUAGAUGCUGAACUCGCACACGCUUGUCUCAAAUCACUGCCGUUCUACGCAGACGAUGCAUCAACGACAGUCGACGAGAUCAAGAAGGUAGUAGAGUUUCAAUCGACUCUCAGCUAUCUCAAGGACCCGCCAAAAGGAUGGCCAAAUGACGCUGUUGAUAUCGUCGCUGGUCUGGAUGAUAUCAAAAACAAAGUCGGAUCUGGGCAGUACAACAACGAGUUUGAUUUCGAGACCGACAUUGCAUCCUUGUUGGUAAAAGCGCACGACGGACAUUUGGGCUGGAAUGGAAUGGCGUACGCAGGGAUAUUCAGAUGGCGACGAAGCAGCGCUUUUGCUCUCGUUUCUGCAUCGAGAGAUGGCAGCGACGUACCCCGAGUCUGGGCUUUGGAGGACUUCAACGGCACAGUUGGGUAUGAUCCCUCGCCCGUCACGCAAAUCGACGGAAGAGAUGUCGAGAGCUUUCUGCAGGACGAAGCAAACUUGAACGCCUACCAUGACCCGGACACACGCUACAACGCUAUGUUCUUCUCGCAGGCAGCGGAGAACUAUGGGUAUUUCACCAGUCCACGGUUCUACCCCGGCGCUACUACCAACGUAACUUACGAGAACGGUACCAUCAAUACCUACACCAAUGGUGCUCUUGUCCUCCAACCCGAGUCUUGGGGCUACGUUAGCGAUGCCGAGUCAUUGUACAAGACCUACAUUAUACCUCAGACAAGCUCGAUGAGGAUCAAGAAGAGGGAUCCCACCAAAAUGCCUCUACAUCUAGAGAAUCCGCGCGACUACGAGUUCAGGGGUACUUUCGCGCAACAACAUGCUUCCGUGCCGUUGCUUUACCCGGAACCAGUCGUUGCUCACUCGGCAGAUCAGGUGCCUUUGGCUGGAUUCUUCGUCAACACCGGUAUUGGCGAGAUUGGUGUAUUGGUGGUGACGACAUUCAACACAGAAGAUGUUGCAGGUGCCCAGGAGUUCCAAGCCGUAGUCCAGGAGUACAUUUCCCAAGCCCAGUCCCGUGGCGUAGAGAAGAUUAUCAUCGAUCUACGUGCCAACAACGGCGGUAAGGUACUUUCUGGUUAUGACAUGUACCUGCAAUUCUUCCCGACCCAACAACCACAAACCCAAAACCGGUAUCGUGGACACCGAGCCAGCGAGGUCUUCGGUGAGAACAUUUCGAGCUUUAAGGAGAUCAAUAUUCUUAAUGCCGAACUCUUCACGAGCCCUUUCAGCAAUGACGCCUACCUCUCUUCCACUGGCGAUGAAUUCUCGGACUGGAACGCGAUGUACCCACCCGAGCGAUUCAACAACGACAAAUUCACUUCUCUACUGAAAUACAACCUCAGUGACCCCUUGACAACAAGCAGCGAGCGCACCGCCGUCGGCAUCACCAUCACAGGAUACAACGAACGCAGCAACUUCACCACGGACCCCUUCCGCGCCGAAGACAUCAUUCUACUGACCGACGGCGUCUGCGCCUCAACCUGCUCCAUCUUCACCGAACUCAUGGUUCAGCAAUCCGGCGUACGCAGUCUCGCCAUUGGUGGCCGCCCAAAUCUCGGUCCCAUGGUAGCCGUUGGCGGCACAAAGGGAACCUUGGUGCUCCCCACACUCUACAUGGAAGCCCUCACCACAUACAUAACCGCGGAAUUCGCCUCCUCUCGCUCGGAAGCAAGUGACUGGGCGGAAUUUCUUCCCAUAGCCCCGCCUAUUGCCGUAAUGGACGCCAGCGUGAACUUCCAAGAUAACAUCCGCGCGGGCUUUGAGUCGGCGGGCGUGCCAACACAGUUCUUGAACGACACGGCGAGUUGCCGGAUUUGGUACGAGCCGGAGCAUUACUUCAAUGUGACGAGGUUAUGGGAGAAGGCGGCAAAUGUUGCGUUUGGCAAUGAUGGAGGCCUGGAUGAGAGUGCCUGUGUAGCGGGAAGUGUGACGACUUCGGAUCAGCAGCAGGGCAAGGGGGAUUCUAACCCUGAGAGCACAGGCGAUGGAAGUUCGCAAGGAGGGGACGAUGAGGAUGCAGCGAGUGGGCUCAGGGUCGGGUGGACGGGUCUGCUUGCGACUGUUGGCGCUGUCACGCUCAGCUUUUGUUUGAUGUAGAGAGUACGACUCUGUAGAGCUACACAAUAUUACGUAUUCGCAUUCAGGAUAUGCGAAUCUUGCUCACGCGUCCAUGCCGUCAUGUCCAGGGCACCACAGACAGUAUCAAUGUCGU
Molecule: messenger RNA, 2819 nt
Organism: Alternaria rosae
Lineage: Eukaryota; Fungi; Ascomycota; Dothideomycetes; Pleosporales; Pleosporaceae
Exons: 1
Coding region: 365-2704 (779 amino acids)
Biological process (GO): proteolysis
Molecular function (GO): serine-type peptidase activity
Source: RefSeq, a predicted model, not a curated record